ACUACGUACCUUACUGAUAGGCUUCGGCUAACGGUCUUUCUCGAUUCUACCGCCGCAGCUAUCUUUUGAUUCCGUGCAUACAAACGAAUCUUCAAUUAAUCCCUGAUCCCCAAUUGAACCUCGAGCAACUGUCAACAUGGUGUUCGCGUGGAAAGCCGCUGGUUUGAGCUACAACCGCUACCUGGCCGUCGCAUCCCGCGUCGUGCGCCGAAGCUUGAAGGAGGAAAAGAGACUACUUGCCGAACGACGAGGAGAUACGGACCUACGAUUUGCUAAGUGGGAGAACGGCAAGAUGGGUGAGCUGAGACCCUUAGCUGAAGCCAACGCCGCCGCCGCUGCUUCAUCCGCUUCCAGUGGUUCGUCAUAAACUACGAAACUACGAAACUACGAAAUAUACGAAUCCUUGAUGAGAGUAAAACUUGCGAGGAUGGUUAGGACCUAUAAGAGACAGAUGCGCAUACGCAUGCGGAUAGACAAGAACAACGGUAGCAAAACACCAUUAUGCCGACCGCCUCGUGUAUAGCUGUAUAAAAUAAAACAGUUUCAUCCUAAAAAUGAGUCCCUUGGAUUUACCUACAAUAGACAGUAAAUUCGUGCGUAUAUGUCGUAUAUGUCGUAUAUGUCAAGGUCAAUUCAUGUUAUUAAGCUACAUUCGAAUUCGGGUAACUAGGCUACUUAAGUAAAGUACAUGUAUGCAAUGCAC
Messenger RNA from Daldinia loculata, 703 nucleotides. RefSeq names its product mitochondrial ATP synthase epsilon chain-domain-containing protein. The record is from RefSeq and is a predicted model, not a curated record. Bases 137 to 367 code for a protein of 76 amino acids. Gene Ontology annotation, molecular function: proton-transporting ATP synthase activity, rotational mechanism. NCBI's taxonomy places the organism in Eukaryota, Fungi, Ascomycota, Sordariomycetes, Xylariales, Hypoxylaceae. Gene Ontology annotation, biological process: proton motive force-driven mitochondrial ATP synthesis. Gene Ontology annotation, cellular component: mitochondrial inner membrane. The transcript has 3 exons.